GAGGGAAGGAGGCAGAGCGGCGUCCCCACGUCGCCUCCAUCGCCUUUUCCCCGCCGUGCUGGCCACGCUGGCCACCCCCGGGCUGGAUGCUGCUGGGGCAGCGGCGAGCCGAGGCGCUGCGAGGCUCCCGGCUGCAGAUGUCCUGUGCUAGCCUGUGCCCACCCAGGAGGUCCUGCCCGCCUUAGCCAGCGUCCUGCCAGCGAUGGCCUCAACGCCCCAGUGAGGCGCAGAAGGACGAGGAGCCAGUGUCCCCAGCACUGCCACGUCCCCUGGGAGAGCCAUGGAGGCCCCUCUGGACGUGCCCGUGGGGAACCUCAUUGACUUUGACAGCGAAACACCCGCCUGUGAGCGCUCAGAGCCCGCUCCUCCCGCCGCUCCCAGCGACAGCGGCCACCUCGGGGACACGGGGGAGGUGGCAGCGGAGGAGAGCGAUGCCACCGAGUCAGCAGACAGCGAGAAUGACAUGGGGGACUCUCCCCAGCACUGGGGUGGCUACCGCCGCUCCUCCUCCAACGAGUCCUUCUCCUCCAGCCACAGCACGGAGUCGGCGCGGGACGAGGCCGCGGCCGAGCGCCGGGAGUUCAUGCGGAGUUACGUGGAGAAGAUCUUCACCGGGGGAGAGGAUUUGGAGCAAGAGGAGAAGGCCAGGUUUGGGGAGCUGUGCAGCAGCGAGAACGGGAAGGGCAGGGAGUGGUUUGCGAGAUACGUCAGCGCCCAGCGCUGCAACUCCAGGUGUGUCUCGGAGCAGACCUUCUACCGCCUGAUGCAGUCCUUCGCCCUGGUGCUCUUUGAGUGUCACCAGAUGGACGAUUUCAGCCCAGCCAAGAACCUCAUGACCAUGUGUUUCACCUAUUACUACAUAGGGAAACCUCAGGCCCUGCCCUCGGAGGCCAAGGAGAAGCCCACGGGCAGCAUCGACUCCUACCUGAAGUCAGCCAACACCUGGCUGGCCGAGAAGAAGGACAUUGCAGAGAGGCUGCUGAAAAACACCUCGGCCAAGACAGAGAACGUCAAGGGCUUCUUUGGAGGCCUGGAGACCAAACUGAAGGGUCCUGCCAGCAGAAAGAGCGACGAAGGUGAAGACAAACCAAAGGAGAAGCUGAAGAAGACAGUGUCCCUGCAGAGCCCAGAGGAGGAGAAGAAAGGGGAGAAGAUCUACCUGUACAUGCACCUCAAGCAGCAGCCCAUCUGGCACAACCUCCGCUUCUGGAACGCCGCCUUCUUCGACGCCGUGCACUGCGAGCGCAGGAAGAGGUCCCCCACCACCAGAGGGAACCCUGGGGAGGAAGAGGAGAAGAGGGAGAAGUGGUGCCACAUGACGCAGGAGGAGCGCGACGACAGCCUGCGCUUCAACGAGAACAUCACCUUCGGGCAGCUGGGCACCUUCAUCCACAACAUGCUGGCCUUUGGCCUCAACAAGAAGCUCUGCAGUGACUUCCUGAAGAAGCAGGCGACCAUCGGCAACUUGGAUGAAGAGCAAUACAAGCUGCUCAGUGACCACAUCGAGCAGAUGGCCACGGAGUAGCCGCCCGGCCGGCACGCGGCGGCGGAGAGACGGCGGCUGGGCAGGUGGGGAGGGGAGAGGAACCCACCUCCGGGGCUACCUGAGACUGAAGCUGGGCUACCUGCGAACCAAACCGCACCCACGAGCUGCAAUAAAACCUGCAUGAGCGCCCAUCAAACUCCAGAGCUGCCCCCAGGGCAGCCUGUAGCCAUAGGAGCCAACCAGCCCCCCGCCCUCGCCAGACCCUCCCGCCUCUGUUGUCGGAGUAGACAGUCCCAAAAGUGAAUCGGGUGGGUUAAAAAGCAAAACAAAACACCAAGGGGAAAGCAGGAGGAGCGUGGCUGUGCAGCCCCCAGGUGCUGUGGCUGCAGCCCCUCCACGAUGAGGUCUCUGGUGGUAAAGCCAGAGGGAUCCAAGGCUGCCUUUCCCUGCUGGAGUGCCCUCGCUGAUGCUGGAGCUGCACCAGGGAUGAAGGAGGUGAUGGCAAGGAGCAGAGCCAGGAGCUGGGGCUGCACCCAGCCGCCACUCAGGUUCUGUGGUGUCUCCAGGGGUGUCACCGCUGCCUGGGGACAUGGGCAGAGGACAGAGGUGGGGCUGGCAAACUGCUGCUGCCACCCUCCUUGGGAGCUGGAGGGAAAUCCUUGCCUUGGGAAGCCUUCGCUGUGCUGCCCGUGUGGGUUUGUACCUCGGGGCAAAGGGACAGCAGUUUGCUCCAUGUCAUUAGCCUGGAUCAGUAGGAACAAAGCCAUGGCCUUGGGCAGGAUUGCAGGCAGAGGCAGAGGAGCUCUGCUUGGCUCGGGAGGAGAUGACAAAAGACCUCAUCCCUCUCCCUGCUGCCCUGCCAGUGUCGGGAUGCUGCUGGAUUGUGACAUUUCCCAAAGCCUCCUGGCGUCCUGUGGCAGCAGAUUAAUUGUCCUCCUUUCCCAGGCUGCUCCUCUCUGCCCCCUCCUGCUCCAGCUGCUCAUCCAUCAAACCUGAAAUAACCCUGUGGAAAGGACAUCUCCUGCUCUGCUCCAGGGGCAGCAGCUCUGUUUUAUCCCUUGGACCUCGGCAGGGUGGUUGAGAGAGGCUGGGGACACGGGGACAUUGCUGGGGACAUCGCUGGGGACACAGGGACAUUGCUGGGGACAGGGGGACAUCACUGGGGACACCUCUGGGGACAUCACUGGGGACACAGGGACAUUGCUGGGGACAGGGGGACAUCACUGGGGACACAGGGACAUUGCUGGGGACACCACUGCUCCCCUCUGCAAGCAGCAGCCCACAGGGGCAGAACCCCCCCAGCCCAAGGUCCAACAGAGUCUAACCCCAAAAAAAUCACCCCGAAACACCCGAGCCCAGGUUUCAAUCAAUCCAUUUUCCCUGUGCUGCCAGCUGUAUCCCACAGGAAACAGCAGAAAAGGAUAUUUUUUCCAUGCAGCUCUUGGCUUCUGGUGUCAUUUCCAAGCAUCAAAGUGAUGCUUUUACCUAAGCUGGGCUUCCCUUGCUGCUGGGGAUGGGAUCCACGCUGGCUUUUGUAGGAAGGACAAAUCCAGCACCAAUUUCUCCUUGGCCAUUCCCAAACCUGGGCAGAGUUAUUGGAGAAGGGGUUUUUUUUUGGGAUGAUGUUGGUCCCUCAUCCCAAUAAACACCUUCCUGCUGGAUAAAAUGUGCUGCACCAUGAGUAGCUCAGCAUCCUGGAGCAUCCUGGAGCAUCCCAUCCCCAUGGCCUUCCCUGUCUCUGUCUCCACUCAGGUCUUUCCCAAAUCCUCCUUCAUUUCUUUAUUAUUAAUAUUAUUUUUCCAACAUGAAAUGUUCAGCGCUGGAGUAUAUAUAUUAUUUGCAUGUGUAUUUUUCUAUAAAAACAAUUAAAAUCCAAUAAAAAAUAGCCAUAAACCCUCCUCGACCGGGAACGUGUGAAGGAUGAGAUGUGAGAGAGAGAGACUGGAAUAAAUUAUCUUAGAAAUU
Lonchura striata (white-rumped munia) is the source of this 3451-nucleotide messenger RNA. Its product is annotated as KIAA0513 ortholog. NCBI's taxonomy places the organism in Eukaryota, Metazoa, Chordata, Aves, Passeriformes, Estrildidae. The record is from RefSeq and is a predicted model, not a curated record.